This is a messenger RNA of Musca vetustissima, 3646 nucleotides long. RefSeq names its product probable serine/threonine-protein kinase MARK-C (gene Lk6). The transcript is spliced from 10 exons. Gene Ontology annotation, cellular component: cytoplasm; nucleus. Gene Ontology annotation, molecular function: calmodulin binding; ATP binding; calcium/calmodulin-dependent protein kinase activity. The coding region runs from base 8 to 3646 and encodes 1212 amino acids. Lineage: Eukaryota; Metazoa; Arthropoda; Insecta; Diptera; Muscidae. Gene Ontology annotation, biological process: peptidyl-serine phosphorylation; intracellular signal transduction; protein autophosphorylation. The record is from RefSeq and is a predicted model, not a curated record.
CAGAGAGAUGAAUACCGACAGCACUAACAGCUGCACUGAACUAAAAAACUCAGGUGAUCAAAAUGAACCUAGUCGUUACAGCUGUGGAGAUGAUGUCUCAGGCAAUGAAUCCAGUGAUGCUCCAAAACUGACAGAGACAGAGCGUCAGGAGAAAUUCAAUCGCCAUAAGGAGGAAAUGCAAAAGAAGAAACGCCGGAAGAAGAGAACCUCAUCAUGGCACUCGUCUACAUUUCAAGAGUUAUACAAACUAACCGGUGAAAUAUUGGGUGAGGGCGCCUACGCCUCCGUUCAAACCUGUGUCAGCAUUUACACCGAUCUCGAAUAUGCUGUCAAGGUUAUCGAUAAAAUUCCCGGUCAUGCACGUUCUCGUGUCUUUCGUGAAGUGGAAACAUUCCGCCAUUGCGAAGGUCAUCCCGGCAUUUUACAACUUUUGGAAUUCUUCGAAGAUGAUGAUAAAUUUUAUUUGGUUUUUGAAAAAAUCAAUGGUGGUGCACUGCUGAGCCGCAUCCAGGAGCAUAUUUGUUUCUCGGAAAAUGAUGCUGCACAAAUCAUUAAGGAAAUUGCCACUAGUUUGGAUUUCAUCCAUAAGAAGGGCAUUGCACAUCGUGAUCUCAAGCCAGAGAAUAUAUUGUGCGUCUAUCCGGACAAGCUGUGCCCCAUUAAGAUAUGUGAUUUCGAUUUGGGUUCGGGUAUAACGUUUACCGCUGAUAUUUCAUCACCGGUGGCAACGCCACAACUUUUAACGCCGGUUGGCAGUGCCGAAUUUAUGGCCCCGGAAGUUGUUAAUUUAUUUGUUGGCGAAUCCAAUUAUUAUGAUAAACGCUGUGAUUUGUGGUCUUUGGGAGUAAUUGCCUAUAUCUUAUUGUGCGGUUAUCCACCAUUUUCGGGUAAUUGCGAUGAAGAUUGCGGCUGGAAUCGUGGUGAAAAUUGUCGCCGUUGCCAAGAGCUACUAUUCGAGUCUAUACAAGAUGGACGUUUUUACUUUCCUGAUCCAGACUGGACUGAUGUAAGUGAAGAGGCAAAAGAUUUAAUUCGUGGCCUUUUGGUUAAGGACGCACCCAAACGUUUAAGUGCCGAGGCCGUAUUGAAUCAUCCAUGGAUAAAAUUCUCCGAAAUGGAACCUGUCGAUAGCAUGAAAAUGCAAAAUAGACGUAAAGCUUUAUUAACUGCAGGAAAUAUAAGACGCAAUAAAUCGGCUCGUGAAAUUUCACGUUUUGCCGAAUCCGCCAUGGCUGUGAAGCGUGUUAUCCUGCAACAUUUCUCGAUGCGUUACGAUUAUAUGAUGGAACGUCCCAAUAUCUAUCAAUCUUCCCAGAAUGGUGGCCACCACCCCGAAGAGCCCAAGGAAUUGUUGCCAUUUAAAGCCCAUCGUUCCAAGAGCCGUCAUCGCCCCUCACCUUUGAAUAUCCAACAAUCGAUUAAUAAUUAUGCCACCAGCAGCAGUGGUGGUGAUGCAGGAGAAGGUUUAAUGUUACCACCACCCCCACCACCAGCAAUCAAUUGCAAUAAAUCAUCAUCUCGAUUGUAUAAUACCACCUCGAUUAAUUUCUCUUUAUUGAAUACCCACAAUGAGGAAGAAGAUGUUGUGGAAAAUGAUCAGCAGCAAUAUCAGGAGAAUUCCGAUAAUAAUAAAAAUCAACUCUCCACCUAUUGGCAUAAUUUAGAUGAUAGUGGGGGUGAUGAUGGCGGCGAUGAUUGGAACAAGGAUUUGAUUUUGGAUAAUAAUGGUGGCUGUAGUAGUAUUGGGGAAAUAAUUUCAAAGUCUGAUUACAAUAUUUUACAAACACCCAAGGUCUAUGAAAAUGAGGAGGAAGAUGAUGACGAGGAUGAUGAUGUCUUUAAGAAAGAUUCAUGGGUCCAUGAUCUGGAGGAUUUAGAUCAACCCGUUUAUGGGAAAUAUAAAUAUCUGGAUGAAGAUGACCAAGUGAUGAUUGAGGCCAACGAUUUGCAAGAUGCUAAUCAUGAAGAUAAGCAUCUUAACAACGAUGAUGAUGAUAAGCAACAGCAGCAACAGCAGGCAGUUAAUAAUGAUAUAUUGGAAAGUAUCAGUGAUUUAAAGGCAAUGCUACCUGAUGUAAUAAUUGAUGAGACUGGCAAUAAAAUUGAUCAAAUCAAUUGCAAUCAAAAUAAAGAAGAUGAUGAUGAAGAUGUUAACGAAGUUGUAGAAGCAGACAACAACAACAAAAAUGCUGAGUUAGACGAGGACGAUGAUGAUGAUGACGAAGAUGUGGUUGGUGAUGCUGUUGUUAAUGGAGAAAAACAACAUCUGAAAAAUUACAAAAACCAACAACAACAACCCCAAAGGAAAUUGAAGAAGAUGAAGAAAAAAUCCCCAAAAGCUAGGAGUGCUGUUGAUGAUUAUGAUGAGGAAGAAGAUGAUGAAGACGAUGAUGAUGAUGAUGUAAACGAUGCCGUGCCAGCAAGUCAAGUACCUAUGAUAACUAUUAUAACUACAAGCCCACCACAAUUAAAGAAAAAGAAGAACAAGAAGAAGAAGAAGCACACCUUUGAGCAGAGGAGUGAUAAAGAGGAGAAAAUGGAUAUGGAAAAGAAAUUGCAUAGCAAUUCGUCCUCUUCACCCUCGCCCAGGACUUCAUCAAUACUCAAGACCACCAGCAGCAGCAGCAGGACCUCACCAAUUCCAGCUCCCCAGCGUUGUGUUUAUUUCGUGGACAACAACAACGAAGAUGAUGAUGCCUAUCAUAAUUAUGAUGCCGAACUGGAGGAUGAUGAUGACGAUGAAGGUUUGGAGGAAGGUGAUGAUGAUGAUGAUGAGGAGGAAGUUGGAAAUGUAAAUGGCAGUGUUGUGGAUAACAAAUCCACUUUUAUCAAGCCACGUGAUCCCAAAAGAAUCAUCCCACACAAUGCUGAUGAUGAUGAUGAGGGCAUAUUUAAGAAGCCUCUACAAUUUCAACAUUUCAAUAAGACACGCAAACAACACCAACAACAACAAAAACCACGUUAUAUUAGCCACACCAAUAAUAAUCAGGAGAAGAAGAAACCUUUGGAAAAUUGGCGCGAACACAAUCAUUCAUAUCGUAACAAUAGCAACAACAACAACGAUAAGCAACGUUAUUAUGAUUAUCCCGUUAACAACAACUCGGGAACCUCCUCGGCUGUGGGCAAUUUUCCACGUUAUGGCUCCCAGCAGCAGCAAAUUGCCAAUCGUUGUAAUCCCUAUAUGUUGCCUAGUUAUUGUUAUCGCCAACAGCAGCAGCAACAGGAGAAUAAUCCACGUGGCAAUCAUGGUGGCAAUAGCAGCAGCAGCAGUGGUGGUGGCAAACGUAUUGGUUCCGGUCGUAUCCCAGUGCGCAACAGUGAUAAAGAAAAGCAUUUCCAAAAUUCUUAUCAAUUUGGUUCUUCCUAUGAUUCAUCGUAUAAUAGUUCAUCACCGAUUAAUAUUGGCCUAUCGCCAACUGCCGAAAGUUUCCUGAAGCAAAGGCAACAAAGAAUGCAACAGCAACAACAACAACAGCGUAAUUAUGAAAUCAUACCCGGUGGAGGUGGUUUGGGAUCAUCACCACCGAACCGAGGUGGUUUGGGAUCAUCACCACCAAACCUAUCAUCGUCACCAUUCUAUCAACAUUUUGGUCCAAAGCCACACCAACAACACCAACCCUUCAAGCAUCACCCCUCGAAGGCCUAA